Molecule: messenger RNA, 12667 nt
Organism: Apis cerana (Asiatic honeybee)
Lineage: Eukaryota; Metazoa; Arthropoda; Insecta; Hymenoptera; Apidae
Gene: AGO1
Product: protein argonaute-1
Molecular function (GO): protein binding; RNA binding
Source: RefSeq, a predicted model, not a curated record
AAUUUAUAUUAUAUAUAUUAUUAGUAUAUAUAUAUUAUAUACAAUUUAACUAUAUAUAACAAGUAAAUAAAUUUGAAUGCCAUCAUAUAUGCAUCAUUGUUUGUAAACAAAUUUAUGAGACAAUGAUACCUCAUUCUAUUUACUUGUUACAAUCCUGACCAUAUGAGCAUUCGCAAUAACUGGUGAAUCGAACAAGUAGUGGGGUCUUUCUCGCGGAUGUUGAUUACUGUUUUGGUGAAUGUCGCUAAAACUUACCCGGUAAACUUAUAAAAAACAUAUUGCGUUUAUGAAGUAUAAAAUAUAAAAGUGAAUUACAAUUAUUUACAACAAAAGUUAGAGUAUUUCGAUAUUAGUGUCAUUAUAAAAUAAGUGCGAGUAUCGCGAUAAAAUAUUAUUGUUUUGUGAAUCUACUAGCAUAAGAGAGAUAAGGAGAGUGUAGAGUGUAUGCGAGUGCAUUUAACAUACUCACACAAUUGGUAUAUUCGGCAUGUUCGUGUACAAUGGCAACCUUGACACUUGGUGAUCGUUUUUGGCGGCUUCGUCCCGCUUCUACUGAAAUCGUGUUUGGUAGGAUCGCGUCGCGAGUGAAAGCAGCAGUGGCCAUUCUGUAAAAUCUUUAAGAGUUUGGCAGUAAAGAAUCAUUAAAACAUUUCGCGCUUCAGAUUAUAAUAUCUCACUAUUCUGUUUGUUUUCGUGAUUGUAGUUUUGUUCGUGAAAUUGUUCGUAUAAACUAUUGUUCUUAAAGGAAACAUAUCACACAAAAUCACAUCAAAUAUUUUGCGCAUAUACUGGAAAUUAAGAAAAAUAAACAGUUAAGCUGUAUAUAUGUAAACAUUAGUGGCUGUUUAAAAAAUUUAUGUAUUUUAAAUUAAUAUAAUUCAUUGUUAUUCAUAUCUAUUGUGAAUAUAAAUCAAAUAUAAUAUAAUUUUCUUACACAACUUUUGAAUAUAUAUAAUACUUGAUUUUUUUCAUCAUUUUGAAAAUACGUGUUAAACAACAUGAAAAAUAAAUUUUACGUGAUAUGUAUAUUUUUAUAUAGUGCUAUAUAUAAAAUAACUAUUACGUAGUUCAUACAUAAACAGCAUCACGUGAAGUUAAUAAAAAAAAAUAAAAAAGGACAAUGUUUAUGUGAAUAUCAAGAGUGCUUGACUAUUUUACAUAUUAUAAAUCAAAUACUACUUCUAUAAAAUAGAAAAAAUGGCACAAUUAAAGCAACAACUCCCACUUCAAAUGCCAGACUUAAGUAGUCUUCGUAUAACUACAGCUGUCUCUAUGCUUGGUAAAGCAUAUGGAUGUGGACAAUGUAGUGCUCCCCCACCUGGACCCACAACAAGUUCUUCUGUUGGAGCAGCUGGAGCAACUGGAAGCAGCGUUGUAGCUUCUAGUUCUUUAGGGCUUGUUUCCACACAACAAACACACACUCCUCCUCAACCUCCUGAACUGCCAAUGUUUUCAUGUCCUCGGAGACCAAAUAUAGGACGUGAAGGCAGGCCAAUUGUCUUAAGAGCUAAUCACUUCCAAAUAACAAUGCCACGUGGUUAUGUGCACCAUUAUGAUAUUAAUAUUCAACCUGAUAAAUGUCCUCGUAAAGUUAAUAGAGAAAUAAUAGAAACAAUGGUUCAUGCAUAUACCAAAAUAUUUGGAACUCUUAAGCCUGUAUUUGAUGGAAGAAAUAAUUUAUAUACAAGGGACCCCUUGCCUAUUGGUACUGAUAAAAUAGAAUUAGAAGUAACACUGCCUGGUGAGGGUAAAGAUAGAGUUUUCAGAGUUGUGAUAAAAUGGUUGGCUCAAGUUUCACUAUUUGCAUUAGAAGAAGCUUUAGAAGGACGAACAAGACAAAUUCCAUAUGAUGCUAUACUUGCUUUAGAUGUUGUAAUGAGGCAUUUACCAUCUAUGACAUAUACUCCAGUAGGUAGAUCAUUCUUUAGCACACCAGAUGGAUAUUAUCAUCCAUUAGGUGGUGGAAGAGAAGUUUGGUUUGGUUUUCAUCAAUCAGUUAGGCCAUCUCAAUGGAAAAUGAUGUUAAAUAUUGAUGUAUCUGCAACUGCAUUUUAUAAAGCACAACCUGUCAUAGAAUUUAUGUGUGAAGUAUUAGACAUUCGAGAUAUAGGAGACCAAAAAAGACCUUUAACAGAUUCUCAACGAGUUAAAUUUACCAAAGAAAUUAAAGGACUUAAAAUUGAAAUCACACAUUGUGGAACAAUGAGGCGAAAAUACAGAGUGUGUAAUGUUACACGUAAACCUGCUCAAAUGCAAUCAUUCCCGUUACAAUUAGAAAAUGGACAAACAGUUGAGUGUACAGUUGCAAAAUAUUUCUUAGAUAAGUAUAAAAUGAAGUUACGUCAUCCAUAUCUUCCAUGUCUUCAAGUUGGACAGGAACAUAAACAUACAUAUUUGCCACUUGAGGUCUGCAAUAUUGUUGCUGGGCAACGUUGUAUCAAAAAAUUGACUGAUAUGCAGACUUCUACUAUGAUAAAAGCUACAGCUCGUUCUGCUCCAGAUCGCGAAAGAGAAAUAAAUAAUUUAGUUAGAAGAGCUGAUUUUAAUAAUGAUUCAUAUGUUCAAGAAUUUGGUUUGACAAUAUCAAACAAUAUGAUGGAAGUUAGAGGUCGUGUUCUACCUCCACCCAAACUUCAGUACGGAGGGCGCGUAAGUUCCCUCAGUGGACAGACGAAACAACAAGCUAUACCUAAUGGUGGUGUUUGGGAUAUGCGUGGAAAACAAUUUUUCACGGGUGUGGAAAUUAGAGUUUGGGCAAUUGCCUGCUUUGCUCCACAAAGAACUGUACGAGAUGACGCAAUACGUAAUUUUAUAGCACAAUUACAAAGAAUAAGCAAUGAUGCUGGGAUGCCAAUUAUUGGGCAACCAUGUUUUUGUAAAUAUGCUACUGGGCCAGAUCAAGUAGAGCCCAUGUUUAGAUAUUUAAAAGCAACAUUUUCAUCAUUACAACUUGUUUGUGUUAUAUUACCUGGAAAAACGCCCGUAUAUGCUGAAGUCAAAAGAGUAGGAGAUACAUUAUUGGGUAUGGCAACGCAAUGUGUGCAAGCAAAAAAUGUUAAUAAAACAUCACCACAAACGCUGUCAAAUUUAUGUUUAAAAAUUAAUGUAAAAUUAGGUGGUAUUAAUAGUAUUCUAGUACCAACUAUUAGACCAAAAGUAUUUGAUGAACCUGUUAUAUUUUUUGGAGCUGAUGUGACUCAUCCACCUGCUGGAGAUAAUAAAAAACCUAGCAUAGCUGCAGUAGUUGCAAGUAUGGAUGCACAUCCAUCUCGAUAUGCAGCUACUGUUAGAGUUCAACAACAUAGACAAGAAAUUAUUCAGGAACUUAGUUCAAUGGUGAGGGAACUUCUUCUUAUGUUUUACAAAAGCACUGGAGGAUAUAAACCACUCAGAAUAAUUCUUUAUCGUGAUGGUGUCUCAGAAGGUCAAUUUCUUCAUGUUUUGCAACACGAGCUAACUGCCAUUCGUGAAGCUUGUAUUAAACUUGAAGCUGAAUAUAGACCUGGAAUAACAUUUGUUGUCGUUCAAAAGAGACAUCACACUCGCUUAUUUUGUUCAGAAAAAAGAGAUCAAAGCGGUAAAAGCGGAAAUAUACCAGCGGGUACGACAGUUGAUGUUUGUAUAACGCAUCCAACUGAAUUUGAUUUUUAUUUAUGUAGUCAUCAAGGUAUCCAGGGCACGUCACGACCAUCACAUUAUCAUGUUUUGUGGGAUGAUAAUCGUUUCGAAAGUGAUGAAUUACAGUCUCUAACUUAUCAACUAUGUCACACGUAUGUCAGAUGUACGAGAUCUGUUAGUAUACCUGCACCUGCAUAUUAUGCUCAUCUUGUAGCAUUCCGAGCCAGAUAUCAUUUGGUAGAAAAAGAGCAUGAUAGUGGAGAAGGAUCUCACCAAUCUGGCUGCAGUGAAGACAGAACACCAGGUGCAAUGGCAAGAGCUAUCACAGUUCAUGCAAAUACAAAGCGGGUUAUGUACUUUGCAUAAUUCUCUUUUGAAUUUUUCUUAUACACAUGCAAUUGAUACAAAAAAUAAUAAUCAUCAUAUCUUAUGAAGAUAUUUCUAGACUAUUUAAAUAUUAGAUAAUCUUCUUGAGUGGUCAAUUUUUUUUUGCUUAUUUUUAUAAUCAAAUAUGUCGAAAAUAUACCUAAAAUAUGUCAAAUAAUUUUUUAUUAAGCUUGGUUUUUUCCUUUUUUUAUGUUCUAUUUAAUAUAUUGUCGAUUAGGUUUUAGGCAAAUUUUCUAACAUUUUAGUAAGUAGGUAUUAAAAGAGGUGCUUUUAGUUAAUCAUGUUUUAGAUUGAUGCAGCUUGACCGGUGUGUCGUUUUGCGAUAAAGAUCACACGAAUAAAUAAUAUAAGAAAUCAGCUGCCGUGGAUAUUACGCUUAUUUCUUUUUUUUAGAGGUUAAAUUUCCUCUAGCAUUUGUAGAAUACAAAAAUAUCACAUUAAAACAUAAAUUCAUGAUUGUAUAAAUCGCUUUGCAAGACUGUUAUCUUGUUGUUUAUAUGUAGUUAUAUCAUUUGAUCAGUCAUUUUUUAUAUAUAUAUAUAAAAAAAAGAAAAAAAAAAGAAAAAAAAAAUUAGAUUUCCAAGUCAUAUGAGGAUAAAAUAUUAGCAUGUAUAGUCUAUCUUCAUGCUUAGCAUAUUUGUUAUUAUGCAACUAUGAUUCUAUCUUAUGACACUAUGAUUCUUUAUAAUAUCAUAUCUUUUAUGUCUAUCAUAUUUAUCAUAAGCAUUAAAAAAUUUGGCCACAUCAAGUAAUGAAUUGUCAAUCAAGAAAAUAUAUCUAAUUUAAUAUUAUAAAUUGAAAAUCCAGAAGUACAUGUUUUAUUCUAUUUGGUUUAGUUGCACAGGUACUAUUUUUUGCAUGUGGAACGAGAAUUAUGAUAUAGCUUGAACUGUGGUACUUUAUUCAUAUCAACUAUACAUUAACGUAACAUUUUGACAAAGGUAAAUGAAUACAUACCUUUUAUCUGGUGUUUCAAAUAUGCAACAUUAUCUCUUCAGGCAAAACAAGUACUUUUAAGUGAAAUCUUUAUGGCAUUAGAUUCGGGUUGAUAACUAACGCCCUAUCAACGCAGAAAAUAAUUCAGAUAAGAAUAGAAUAGGGAUAAUUCAACUAAUGCAAAAUAAAUCAGAAAUAUAAUGUGAAAUUAUUAGGAUAAGAUUUGUUUUAUUUGUUGUAAAACAAAAAUUUUAAGGUCCUCAAGUUUUAUUUAAAAAAAAUUCAUCAUUUAUGAUUCAUCUACAAAUUGAAUCUAUUUAAAUGGAACAAUAAUCUUAAUUGAUACAAUAAUUGUAUUAAGAGCCUUGCAAGUAAUUACAAUCUAGAGGCAAUAGAUAGGAUAAUAAAGUGUAUAAAUAUGUAUUGAUGCCGUGCCCCAUAAAUUGUUUAUUAUAUAUUGUUAGAAUCAUUAAUACACUAAAAAAAAUUUUUAUGAUUUUUAUUGUUUUACACAUAAGAUUUAUAUUACGCAAUCUUUUAAAAUUAUAAUUUUAUUUUAUUUAAUAAAAAACAGUAUUAAUAAUCACUAAAUAUCAUAUCAUUAAAUGAUUGAAUAAAAUAAAAGAUUGUGAAAUUCAAAUUCUUGAUAAAUAUAUUCAAAUGAAAUUUUACAAAAUAUAUUCAAUGAAAUUUGAUUUAAUGUAAAAAAAAAAUUUAUAAAUAGACAAUAAAAACAAAAAUUUUAGUCUAAUGUUUGAUAUUUUAAUAAAGAUUCUAAACAAAAUAAGAAAAAAAUCGUUUUAAAACUAUUAAUAUUAGUAAAAUUUGGAUAAUAGUGUAAGUUGGUAUUUAAAAUUUGUAGAACUUUGUGCAUUAAUGAUUCUAAUUUUAGAUUUACAAGUGAUACAAUGUUAAUAUUAUCUUGGAAAGUAUGAAAAGGACCUUAAUCUAUCAAUAAUAUUUAUUCUAGUUAUAAAUUUAAGUCCAUAAUGUAGACUAUCACUUAUAACAUUUAAUACCUAGUUUCUGACUUUGUGACAGAUUAGGUAACUUGUUAUGUAUGGUUUGAGUAAAAGAGUGUAAUUCUUGAAUACUGUUUACAAGAACAGUUAGGCAGAUGAAUCAAUUUCAAACAUUUGAAGGCAGCAGAUAAGCAAAUGCAAAUAUUAAAAUCGGUAUGCAAAUUGAAAAAAAAUUGCAAUUUCCGAUUAAUGAUUAAAAAAAUAAACAAAAAUUUAUUGUCCGUAAGGGUGUGAAGGUACCAAAAUAGAUGCGAAAAUAAUGCUUAAAUAAUGAUGAAUUACGAAUCCAUUUUAAUCGUAAUAAGGUCGACGAUUAGAAUUAAGUCAAUCUAACUAUUGCAGAACAUUGCAGUGUAAAUAUAUAUAUUCGGUGCGCAAGUAAAUACCAAAAUUGAAAAGAUAUCGAAGAAAUAACUAAAGCAUUGUCAUGAAAUCAUAUAAUUCAAGAAAAACAUUCAUUAUUCGAUUACUCACAUUUCAUAUCUCAAAAUAAAUAAUUCGUUACGUAGUGAUAUUUUUCCUUCAAAGUUUGUGAUGGCAUUUGAUAUUUUCCUGCGCCCGAUCAAAAACUAGCCUCCAUUUGUAAAUAUACCUCAGUAAUUUAUCUAUACAUCACUAUCCCAUUUAGUAAAUAAUGCUCGAUGGGCAAUAGGUGGAAUGGUUACAAAGAUUUUUGUAAUUUUUAUUUUAAUUAGAUGAAUUAAGAUAUUAGUUAUAUAUAUAUAUAUAUAUAUAUAUUGUUUAUUGAUCUUUUAAAUCUCGUAUAAAAAAUUGCACUGAAACGAAAAAAAUACCGAUUGGAGUUCAGUUUUGAUAAUAUACAUGAAUUUAUGCAGCGCGUCGUAAACUUGUACCUAAAAAAAGCACGUGGCAAUUUAAAAAAAAUCUUCAAAGAAACGGGUUUAUGAAAUACAUUACUUAGUACGUAAUAAAAAUAACCGGAUCUAUUCACAAAACAGAAGAGUUUACUUCCUACCACGAGUCCCAGACAUUUUAAUAUAAGGCAAAUAAUUUAUAUUUGUAUAUCUAUAUUAUAAAUAUUAUGUAUGUAUAUAUAUAUAUAUAUGUGUGUGUGUGUGCAUAUAUAUAUAUAUCUUAGCAUACAUAUAUAUAUGCAUAUGCGAAGAUUAACUGUAUUGCAUUUGUUAACAAAUGCCGUGUGCAAAGAAUACAUAUGAAUUAUGCAACAAUUCCAGGAAUAAGAUGACAUUAAACAUCCUUGUAUUUCGAAGAGCUUUACGGGUUACAUCGUAAUUAAUUAUAUUUGCAAGUGAUCAAUUUUCAUAAUUAAUUAAUAAGCUAUAUUAUCUUUAAAAAAGAUAUCUAUUAUUCUCAAAAGGUUAUAAUCGUCAGUGUUUUUAAGUGGCGUUCAUCGAUAAACUUAAUAAAAAUUAAGCAAAUCGAUUUCUAUAAAUUAUGAAUUAUUAAUACAAUUUUGAAUGUUUAUUAAAUCAUUUUACAGUAUUAAUAUUAAUUCAUUAUCGACUCCACUGUAAUAUUAUCUCAGCACAAAAUUAUGUAGAUAAAUUGCGAUUCUUUGUUUUAGUGUUUGUAAGUGACUCGCAAAGCGCCACCAAAGACCUUGACGUUGCAAUAUUAUGAUUUUCAUUCAAGUUUUAUUUAGAUUUAUAAAGGAAAAUGUAUUAAUGAGAUUAAUACGAUGUUAAACGGAUAUUGGUCAAAUUUCAGGAAAUGCAAUUAAAUAAAUAUAUAAUACACAAUUUUAGAUAAAUAGAAACUAGUAUAACUAGUGAUGAACAAAAUAUUAGUACAGAUAAUAUUUCAUUAUGAAAUUUACAAUAGUUUCGAAAAAUAUUUCUUUCAAUGAAAUAUAUUAUAAAUCAUGAAUAUGUUAAAUAAUUAUGCAAUUACAAAAAUAACAGAAUAUAUAUCGGGAACUAUUAAAAAAAAAUAUUAUGAUUCUUAUAAUUUUGUAUUGUAAUUUGUUAAAUUAUUUUGUUUAAUAUUUUAUAUGAAACUUUUUUAUUAUUAUUUUUUCAAAUCAUUUGUACACUAAAUAUUGUUCAAAUAUAAUAUAAUAAUAAUAUAAGCAAUAUGCUUUGAAUUGUUACUAAUAUAUGUUGAAAGUAAUAAUUUUUUUUCAAAUUUAAUUUUCUCAUAUUUCUGUACAAGUUUAAAAUAUUGAAAAAAAUAAUUUACAUCACAUUUUUAUAGUACAUCAAUCAAAGAGGUUUGAAAAUCUCUAUUUUCUCAUUCUAUUAAUAAAAUAUUGAAUAGUUUAAAUAGGCUGUUAAAUAAUUGUUAAACAAUUAUUUAAUAAUUUUUUAAGGCUAAUUUAAUAUUAAGUUCUUAAUAUUAUUAAAAAUUGCAUUGAAAAACAUUUUAAAUAUUUUGUUAUACUAAUAUUCAGGAUCUUCAUAUAUUUUAUUAUAUGCAAUUCUUUACAAAUUUUGUUGAAUUACGAUAUUUUUAAAAAUUUUUAAAUUUAAUAAGCUAUUCUUCUUACUUAUUUAAUAUCAACCAUUUCUUACGAUGUUUUCUACAUUACAGACUUUUCUUCCCUGUUUUUUUUAAGAAUAACUUAUAUUGUCUUAAAAUAUUCAUUAUUUAAUUUUUGAUGUUAAUAAUUUAAUUACAUUUUUGAUUAUUAGUUUGUAUUAAUUAUUCUUAGUACAAUUAAAUAAGAUUUUUUUUUAUUUAUGCAAAUGUAAUGUUUCUGGUGCUUUUUUCAGCUUUAUUUAUUUUUCUUAUUUAUGUAUUUCCUACUUUUUCCAUGAUUUUAUUAAUUAUUUAGAAUUAUUAGUUUAAAUCUUGAAAUUUUGAAAAUAAAUUUUCUAUAAUUAUCACUCGUAUUUUAGUAAAAAUAAUUUCCUAUAUAUAAUUCAUUAUUUUCUGUUAAUCAACAGUUAUUUAACAUGAAUAUUUAAUUGAUAAUCUCGAAAAUUAAAUAUUUGGAGAAUUUUAUAAGCAUAAUUAUAAUAUAAUUUUUCUCCAUUUUUUCACGAUUAUAAAUAAUUUUAUUGUUACAAACAACAGACAAAAGAUUACUUGUGUUAAUAUUUUUGUUCAUCAUUCUAUAUUUACAUGCAGAAAGAAAGAAAAAAAAAUCAAUAGUUUCGUAUAGCACUUAAAGAAUUUCUAUAAUAUUUUUACAAUACUUUUUCUUUCUCUUUUGCUUUUCCUACGAAGUUUUAACCACUAGCCGUUAAUUUUUUUCCGCAAAUGUGUGAAAGAAAUAAUAAUUUCUUUCUCUGCGAAAGCGUCAAGAAUUUACUGUAGCAUAAGUUUAUUUCACUUAAGCACUAAAAAACGUACACAUAUAAAAGCGCUUAAGGGUAUAGAUGUGAAAAACUGUCAGCUUUAAGAAUGUCAGAAUCUUGAAAAAAAAUUCAGUGAUGGCGUUCCCAAUGAAUUUUAUUAAUCCAAGCAUCAUGAUAUAGUAUCGUAGUUUUUAGGAUUGUCUAGUUAAUUCCGUUUUGAAAUGCGAAUGUGUUGUACCUACCAAUACCGCCGAAUUGAAUACAAACGAAUAAGCAUUGAAAUAAGGGAAUAUUUGAAUAAAAAUGAUCAUUAAUGAUGAUAAUAAUUAGCCGACUGUAAAAGUAACGCUUUAUAGGCUAAGCUAUACUUGUGUAAUUUCUUGUCGAGCGUGCUCUGAUUUCUUGUCUACACGCGCUUUUUCAUCACUGAUCUCAGAGGAUGUUUGCGCACCUUUUAUUAUGUUGCUAUGUAUAUGUUAGAGCACGAGCUCUCUUAACCCCUUUUUACUAAUGAGCUCGAGCAUCUUAAUUAUUAUAAGGAAAGGUUUAUGCAAAUUUGUGAUUUCAAUGUAAAUUACAACCAAAUACGUUCGCUGUUUGUAGGAAGUCAUUCGGACGACUUUCAUUCUACCGUUAACAAAAAUAUCGAUAAUUUGCAGAUUUUUGUAAAGUUUCAUUAGCGAUCAAUGUUUUCACAUUCAGAUUUAUUAUUUCCAUCAAUUGUAUUUAAUGCAAAAGUGAUGUGAAUUUCUUUAGAAGAGAUUAAUCAUGAGAGCAAUUUUUAUAUAAAAAUACAUAAAAUGUUUUGUGUAAUUAAAAUUAUUUUUAGUUAUUUAAUCACAAAAUGCGAAUACAUUUAACAUGAACAAAUAUUCUGCUAUAAAUUUAGAUUAGUUAAAGAGAACACAUUUUUUUUUGUUUUAAUAUUUUUUUUUUUUUUAAAAUCAUUAAAAUUUAGUUACAUUAUAAUUGACAAUUAACAAACAUUUGCACACUGACAUAAAUGUGAAAAAAAUAUACAAUGUUUUUUUUCAAUUUUAAUUAAAUAUUCACUUAUUACAAUUACAAUUAAUAAUGUGGCAGAUAUUAUAUAUCCAUAUGAUUGAUCGAUUGAAACGAAAAUUGCAUUUACUUUUGUGCGAGUCCAGUGAUACGUUAUGAACGUUUGAUGCAUAAUUUUUUUAUAGAGACCUGAUUUCAUAAGUUCACGAGGAACAAUGUAUGUGUCGAGUAUAUCGCGGAUGUAAAAAUUGUGCGAAAAAAGGAAUAAAUUACAAGCGAAUAAAUCGAAGAAGUGCCAAAAAAUAAUUAUAUUGGAAUGCGUUAUAUUGAAAGCUGAUUUUAUCGAAAAGUAUUGCUGAUAAGCAAAGAAUGCAAAUAAGAGAAAUAAGUAAUAUAAAUCUUGCCAUCGAAAUUUGAAUUGGCAAAUUUCUAUUUGUAGCCGAAAUACGAAUUGUAGCGAAGACGUGACAUCAAUUAUUUAUUUUCGAAUGAUUAGAAAAUUUUUUAAAUAAAUCUAUUGAAUUUUGAAAAUUUACAAAUUUUCUUUAAAGUUUUAUAUUACGUCUUAUAUUACAUGCGAACUAUUUUAGUUUCAAAUGUUUUUUAUACAAGAAUGUAAAAGUGAGAAAAACAUUCGAAUGCUAUUGUACCUGUUGGAUUUCGAAAAAAAAAAAAAGAAAAAAAAUACAAAUCCAAAAAAUAUGUCUCGGUAUUAAUGUUUGUAUGAUUGUCAAUGCUAUUUUUAAAAAUUAUAUAUUAUAUUAUUUUUAUUACAAUAAUUUCUUAGUUCCAAUAUUAUUUUAAAUAUAUAUUAUGUGUAUUUAUUUGUUCAUAUAUGUUAAUUAUUUAUUUUCUUGAAUGAUAAAAAUUUCUACAAAUUAUAGAAUAAAUAAUUUUUUAUAUAUUUUUUAAUUUAUCGAAAUAUAUUAAUUUAUUGAUUUAAUGAGAUGAUUAAAUUUUGACAACAAUUAAAAUUUUUUAUUGUUUUUUUAUUCUAAUACACAUGCGAGGUAAUAAGUAAAUAAUUAUAUCGCCAGAAAGUAAAAUACAUAACCGGGUUAUUGAAUAUUUACUUAUACAUUUUGUUGAAAAUAAUUUGAAAGAGAAAAACAAGAAAUACGAGAAAUCGAAAUACGUGUAAUCGAAAUAAUUGUGAGAUUAUUAGAAAAAUGUCGUCCGUCCUACAAACUGCCUUGUUCAAUUAAAUUUGACAUCCCACCGGAUGAAAAAAAAAAAGAGUUGUAUAAAUCUUCCUUAAUAUCUACAAGUGCCUGGCGCUUUACUUGCGCGUGUUUGACGUGGCAAAUAAUAAGUUUGAAUUUAUUGCGAGUAAAGAUUUUCAAAAUUUUAAAGAGGAUGAAAGUGCGCGGGAGAAAAAGAGAGAGAAAAAAGAGAACAUCAUAAUAAAAAAACAGUAUGUGUGUGAAAGUGUGAAAGUUAGAGCGAAAGCGAUAGAAACGUUUACUAUCGAAUAUAUAAAAAGUGAAAAAUCUUAAAAAUCGAGGUGACCAUUUUCUGAGUUUCAUAGUUGGACAUCCAGCCUUCACGUACAAUAAAAAAAUUUAAAUUUUGCACAAUACAACUAUUACGUAUUCAAACUUUUAUAUAAUAUGUAUGUGACGUGUUGUAUGAGUUGCAUAUUAUUAUAUAAUGCAAUGACGCCUCUCGUUAACCCUCUAUAAUCUAUAUAAAGUUCAUGCGAAUAAUCUAAGAAUUUUUUUAUUUCUAAAAUUUCUGUAAAUAUUGUUAUAUACCGUAGUUAUAUUAUACGAUCCGUAUUGUAAAAAAUAGAACAAUUUUUUUUGCAUAAAUGGGUCAUAUUAUAAUAAGAAUAGAAUCGUAAUAAAAAAAAAUCGAUCUAUCGAACUAGAUUUUAAAAGCAAUUGAUGACGGUGAAACUAAAAUAUUCAUGUAAUCAUAUUCGAAUGCUUCUUUUUGUAGUUUUAGAUCUCGAAAGAGUUAUAAGCGGAAUAUGUAAAUUUAUAAACGAAGACAUUUAGAAAUGAUCUUGUUGAAGAAUUUUAAAACGUUGGAAUCGUGAAUAUGUGAAAUAUUCAUAUUAAAGAAUUUCAUGAUUGUAUGUUAAUGAUCACUGUUAAAAAGAUAAUUCUCUGUAUAGAAAAUUUUUGGAGAUAUUUUUAAAUAAGAAAGUUCAAAAAAUUGAAAUUCAAGAUCAUUUCGAAAAUUUCUUCUAUUGUAUAAUUUUUAAAAACGAUAAUUCAAAGAGGAAGCAUUUGCAAUUUGCAUUUGUAAGCAUUUUACGUUUACAAACAUUAUAUAUAUAUCUAUAUAUCAUUUUAUCAUCCUCCAUCUUUAAACACGCUAGACAAUUUUAAGAAUAUUCUUUAAAGAUAAUUUGUCAGAUACGCAUGAAAUGCAUGAAAAUCAUAGAUUUGUAGAGGGUUCAGAUACGUAUAAUAUGAAAUAGCUGUAUUAUGUCAUGGAUUCUAACAUUACAUAAUAAAUGCAAUUUGAAAUUAA